Wasmannia auropunctata (little fire ant) is the source of this 3604-nucleotide messenger RNA. RefSeq lists its product as uncharacterized. The transcript is spliced from 4 exons. Bases 167 to 3310 code for a protein of 1047 amino acids. The record is from RefSeq and is a predicted model, not a curated record. Lineage: Eukaryota; Metazoa; Arthropoda; Insecta; Hymenoptera; Formicidae.
CACUGUCUCGUUGCGGAGUGCAUGUGCCGGGCACGCGAAUAACGGAUCGCGCGGGUAGAAGCGUGCAAAGAGAACCGGAAAUCGUCGCCGGGGCAGGAUAACGCGGAGGGCUUGUGCAGUUCGUUUCCCGAAACUCUUGCUCAUUAAAUGCAUUAAGGCAGAAGAUAUGAGACUCUACGCUGUUGCUCUUAUAGCAUGGGCGGCAUUUAUAACUGCAUCUUCGGAACAUAACAUCAGUUUGAAUGAUGAAAAGGCUGCCGAUCACACGGAGUCUCAUGGUGUGCCGACGAAGCAGAUAGUGCAGCCAUACGUGACGGAUGAAGAAGCGAAGAGUUCUGGGCAGACGGGCACCGAGGAUCAGUCUGACGAUUUCGCGAAUGCCGGAUUAAGUAGAUCAGCAGUUCACGACGACGAGGAGAGAGGAUCGAAUGAUGGCGUUUCCACGACCGAUUCCUCGUCGCCAGGAUCGAUUUAUGCGACGCCGCUCUCCGAGACAAGUAUCCGUUUAGAGACAACCGACGAGUAUCCAUUUAGAGAGUAUCCAAGUCACGCGCCAGGGGACACCGAGGAUGUGCUCCUUGUCGAAAAUGCCGGCAGUUUUGGACAAAAGGUCCGGCAGGAUCGUCCGCGUGACAGAACAAUUGUCAGGACUCGAACAGUCGUUCGAACGAGCGAGGGCGUCGUCCGAGAGGACGACGAGUACACGAGUUUUCAGAACACCGUGCCUUUCAGCAGCACUGUGUCAUCUCGCGAAAAUGGAGAUAACGACGGAAGGCCUUACACGUCAGCUACUCGGGAACCAUAUGUGUUCGCGCUGAAGAAGGAAAGUAAUUUAGCGGACGACGAUUCGUCUUCUGACGAUUCUAAAACGAUCAAGUCCGAAGCUGCAGCCGCGGAGAAUUCCGAUGAGAUUUUCAGUGAAAUCACAACGGAAAACCCGCCGCCGGGCAACAUUGCCUCGAUCCUCGAGAACGAUGUCGUGCCCGAAAUUCUACCGACGCCACAAGCGAGAUUAACCCGAGCGCAUAAUGAUACCGCGAGCGGAAGGAUCACGGAGAAAUCUGCGGAGUCUGCGAAAAAAACGGAGAGCGUUGUGAGAACGUCGACGACCGUGGAGAUCAGUCCUUCGUUUCAAGCGAGAUUUUCAGGCCCCAUCAUAGUGGCCGACUUGCCCGAUAGAGAAACUCGGGAGAUGGCCGUUGAUUACAUGGACGAUGCGUACGAGGCGUACAAAGCAAUCGGGAACGCCGAGAUUACCUCGGAGAUCAACGCCGAAGGCACCAAAGCCGCGGCUUCCGCAAUAACAUCCUCGGUCAUGUUGAAUCCUCUGCAAGUCGGGAUCACGCUGGUGAACGCCGACCAAGCCAGGUUGACGGACGACAGGGAGCGAUCUGCCGGGAUGGACACCGAGGAUUAUCCCCAGGACGAUCUUCAGCGUCUAGCAACUGUCGACAAGGAUUUCGUCAAGAACAAUGACAAUCAAUCGCAUAGCGAUUAUCAGAAUGACGGCUUUGAACGCGACGACGCGGUCGAGAAGCGCGCCGAGGUCGACAUACAGAAAGUUCCCGACGGCUCCGUCGAGAUUCAAAAGUCCGUCGAGCUGUACCACACCGCGCCGGUGCACGAGAUUCAUUAUCCCCCGGAAUACAUUCAACAGACUUCAAACCUCGGCGUCAUCGAGACGAACAAUAUUGGAAAUUGGCAGAGAUCGAAGCAGCCGUAUGAUCAGGUCGAGCAAUCAGAAUUACGACCGACUUACGAUAUCUAUCAAGGUAACGACCAGGACGAAAAGAGCGUCAUUAAGGCGCACGCAUCCGCGCUCCCGCAGAAGCUCAACCAGCACGAAUACAAUGCCCUCGAGGACGACGUUGGCAGACCGGUGGCCUCGGUCGUGGCCGCCGAGUUCUCAACGAUCGCUCACGGGCAGACGCCUCUCAAGCUGCAGCAGUUCAAGUACAACGGCAUGCAGCCCGUUCUGCUGGCACCGAGUCAAUUUGAUGACACGUUAUACGAUCAGUCCAGCGUACGACAUAUAUUUAACGGCAACGAUAACGGCACGCCGCCGCGCGCAAAACCUAUCGGAAGUUCCACGAGACAAGAAACGGCGAGCGAGCCCGCAAAACCGUACGUGCCGAGCGCGUAUUCGGGGCAGCAGCCGCAAUCGUCGAGUCAACCGCACGAUCAUCAGCACCCAUUCCGCUCGCCGGAGGUAAGACGGCCGGAAGUUUCGCAGCUCCUUCUUAGGAUAAUCCCCGAGGGAUCGUCUCCGAAGGGCGGCUUCCUGGUGCCGAUCCCGCGGCCCUAUUCUCCGAUCGAGAAGAUCGUCGAGAAGACGGUGCACAUGCCGCACGCGAUCGAGAAGAAGGUACCGGUGCCGCAUGUCGUGCACAUGCAAGUGCCGGUCGAGAAGCAGAUCCGCCUGCCGUCGCACAUCUAUCCGCUCCACAUCGAACGGGUGAUCGAGAAAAGGGUGCCAUAUACGGUCCAGCGAUUAGUAGUGCAGCCUCCUUCGUAUCCGCUGCACGUGAGGCUACCUGCGGCUUACCCGGCAUACCCGGCGGCACCGACGAUCGAGCAGCCGGCGGCGCACGCAACGGUGCCGAUCGAGAAGGCCACGGAGAAGCCAGCAGCAGCGGUCUCCUCGCGGCCAUCGCGGCCGUACCGUGCGAACACGGACAGGCCGCUCGAGAGCGGCGGCGGCGGCGGCUCGACCGAGACCAGAUUCACCAAGUAUUAUCAAAAGCCGCUGGAAUCGAUCUUCGCUGGGGGAAACGCGAAUUUCCACGGCACUGCCAGCGGCUUGACGUUCGCGCCGCAGAGCGAGGCAAAUGUGUCGCAGUUCUACAGCGUUCCCUACAGCAGACCGUCGGCGUACGACUACAAUGUCGACGUCGGCAAGACGACCUUCAUCCCCGCGGCGCACUUCUCCAACGUCAAGCUGGUGAUACUGCCCAAGAAGUUCGGCAGUCACAUGAUACUGCGGCCGCACACGGCCACGCCGUCGUACGCGAUACCGUCCUUCGGACGGCAGAUCCUGUACAAUCUAGUGGAGAAGGACAAGUCGGCCAAGGAUGAGUACGUGGGGCCUACGCCGCCGCGCAAAACCUCGCAAGGCAAGGUGUUCCCUCAAACGAAGUCGCCGCAGUUCUCCACGAGUUCUCAAUCGUUAGCCAAUCUGAGGAAAUCCAGGCAGCCGGAAGCGCAACAUCGCGGAAAUUUCAGGCAAUCGAAAAUGGAGUACGGCUUCAAGCCGCCUAUGGUACCGUCCAUUCAGUAUGACGAAAAUACCGCCAGUAAAGUAGAGAAUUAAUGUCAUGGCUUAUGAUAGUAAUAGUAAAGAUUAAACGAGCGUUUGAAGUGCGCCAUCAAAAGUGUCUAAGGGACUUUCAAAGGUUUCUCGAGUAUAUUUUAGAUGUUUCUUGCACUCUUGCGUUAUUUGAAUAUUUCAGAACGAUUCAUGGAUAUACGGUUGAUCUAUUGAAAAAUAGAUAUUAAUGAAUAGGAGAGAGAGCUUAUAAUUUUUCCUUCAUAUCCACAAUGAAGAUUAAUUUGUGACACAUUUUAAUUUUUUAUAUACUUAAUAUAAAUAUAUAUAUUUAUUAUU